AUGACCCUUUGGCUACUGCUAGUUCUGUCCAUUUGGGUUGGACCUGAUCGAGCCGGCUCCGCCCAUUCCAACGAACGGCGGGUUGUAGCACACAUAUCUGGCGACAUCAUCAUCGGAGCCUUGUUCUCUGUCCAUCACCAGCCUCCUGCUGACAAGGUACACGAGCGCAAGUGUGGUGCAGUGCGAGAGCAGUAUGGGAUCCAGAGGGUGGAGGCCAUGAUGCACACGCUGGACCGCAUCAACAGUGACCCGCACAUCCUUCCCAACAUCACCCUUGGCUGUGAGAUCCGGGACUCGUGUUGGCACUCGGCCGUGGCUCUGGAGCAGAGCAUCGAGUUCAUACGGGAUUCGCUUGUCUCCUCCGAUGAGGCGGAGGAGUGGGGUGGAGGAGGCUCUUGGGCUGGGGGAGCUGGCGGAGGACCGACAAUGAAGUGCGCCGACCCCUCUGCCACGCCGAUGCGGGGGAAGAAGCCUAUAGUGGGGCUGAUUGGACCGGGGUCGAGCUCAGUGGCCAUCCAGGUUCAGAACCUGCUACAGCUGUUCAACAUACCACAGAUUGCCUACUCCGCCACCAGUAUGGACCUCAGUGACAAGAGCCUUUAUAAGUACUUUAUGAGGGUGGUGCCUUCAGAUGCCCAGCAGGCAAGAGCCAUGGUGGACAUUGUCAAGAGAUACAACUGGAGCUACGUGUCUGCUAUUCACACUGAAGGCAACUACGGUGAAAGUGGGAUGGAAGCGUUCAAGGACAUGGCAGCCAAGGAGGGCAUCUGCAUCGCUCAUUCUGGCAAAAUCUGGAGCAACGCUGGACAGCAGAGCUUCGACCGGCUGCUGGAGAGACUGAGGGCCCACCUGCCCAAGGCCAGAGUGGUGGCUUGUUUCUGUGAAGGCAUGACCGUCCGCAACAUCCUCAUGGCCAUGAGACGCCAGGGACUGGUGGGAGAGUUCCUGCUCAUCGGCAGUGAUGGAUGGGCGGACAGGUACGACGUGACGGACGGUUUUGUUAGGGAGGCAGCCGGCGGUAUUACCAUCAAGCUCCAGUCGGCCGACGUGAAGUGGUUUGACGAGUACUACCUUAAACUUCGGCCUGAGAACAACAUCCGGAACCCCUGGUUUCCAGAGUUCUGGCAGCAUCGCUUUCACUGUCGGAUUAAAGGCCACCCGCAGGAGAGCAGCAAGUACAACCGCACCUGCAGCAAGCGAGAGUCGCUUCGGCAGCAGUACGCACAGGACACCAAGAUGGGGUUCGUCAUCAACGCCAUCUACUCAAUGGCAUAUGGCCUGCAUAAUAUGCAGCGGGCUCUCUGCCCAGGUUAUCAGGGCCUAUGUGAUGCCAUGCGACCUAUAGAUGGUGCCACACUGCUGGACUUCCUGAUGAAAACUAACUUCACCGGAGUGUCAGGGGAGGGAAUCCUAUUCGAUGCGAAUGGAGACUCGCCCGGCAGGUAUGAGAUAAUGAACUUUAAAAAGAUGGGGAAGGACUACUACGACUACAUUAAUGUUGGCAGCUGGGACAACCGCGGCUUGAAGAUAGACCAUGAUGAAAUCUGGCCCAACAAAGAGGCCAUCAUCAAGUCAGUCUGCAGUGAACCCUGUGACAAAGCACAGAUUAAGGUGAUCCGUAAAGGGGAGGUGAGCUGCUGCUGGACGUGCACUCCCUGCAAAGAAAACGAGUUUGUGUUCGACGAGUACACCUGUCGAGCCUGUGAGCUGGGCUCGUGGCCGACCUUUGACCUCACAGGCUGUGACCCGAUCCCAGUUGAGUACCUGCGGUGGGGAGACCCUGAGCCAAUAGCUGCUUUGGUCUUCGCCUGCCUCGGUCUAAUGUUCACAUUCUUUGUCACUGCCGUCUUCAUCAGAUUUCGGGACACCCCGGUGGUGAAAUCUUCCAGUCGGGAGCUGUGUUACAUAAUACUGGCAGGGAUCUGCCUGGGUUACCUGUGCACCUUCUGCCUCAUAGCAAAACCCCACAUUAUCCACUGCUACCUCCAACGACUGGGAAUCGGCCUGUCCCCUGCCAUGAGCUACUCUGCACUCGUCACUAAGACAAACCGCAUCGCCCGGAUCCUGGCGGGCAGCAAGAAAAAGAUCUGCACCAAGAAACCUCGCUUCAUGUCGGCCUGCGCUCAGCUCAUCAUUGCCUUCCUCCUCAUCCUGCUGCAGCUGGGCAUCAUCGUGGCUCUCUUCCUCAUGGAGCCACCUGAGGUGAUUCAUGACUACCCCAGCAUCCACCAGGUCAACCUCAUUUGCAACACCACCAACAUAGGUGUGGUGACGCCGCUGGGAUACAAUGGCCUGCUCAUCCUCAGCUGCACCUUCUAUGCCUUCAAGACCCGCAACGUCCCGGCUAAUUUCAAUGAGGCGAAGUACAUUGCCUUCACCAUGUACACCACCUGCAUCAUCUGGCUGGCCUUUGUACCCAUCUACUUUGGGUCCAACUACAAAAUUAUCACCAUGUGCUUCAGUGUCAGCCUCAGUGCCACUGUGGCUCUGUGCUGCAUGUUUGUACCAAAGGUGUACAUCAUUUUGGCCAAACCGGAGCGUAACGUGCGCAGUGCCUUCACCACAAGCACCGUGGUGCGCAUGCACGUGGGUGAUGGCAAAUCUUCCUCGGCUGCCAGCCGUUCAUCUAGUCUGGUUAACCUGUGGAAGCGCAGAGGCUCCACUGGAGAGACACUCAGCUCCAACGGUAAAUCAGUCUCCUGGGCACAGACGGAGCGCAGCGGCUCGCGUGGCAACCACCUGUGGCAGCGGCUGUCCUUCCACAUCAAGAGGAAGGAGAACAACCAGACCGCCGUCAUCAAGCCCUUCUCCAAAACCUCUGAGGAACGCUACUGUGGAAGAGGCGACCUUCCCCCGCACGUUCCCCUGCCCUCCCUCCCCUCCAUGUCCUCCAUGUCCUCCCAUCACGACAUCGGACCGGACAAGACCCUGUACGAGCUGUCGGAAGCAGAGGAGCGCUAUUCGAUCACGUACCGGCCGCAGACGCCCUCGCCGAUCAGCACGGUCAGCCAGAGAUUAGGGCCGGGUUUAGGGGAGGAGCCUCAGAUGUCUGGUAUUCCAGCGUACCCGGGCAGCAUCUGCAGCGGGGGCAGCGGCAGCAGUUGCGGUCCCAUCAGCAGCUGCUCUGUCGUCACUGGGAGUGAUGGCCGUUUGAUCAUCGUGGACGAUCACCCGGGGGUGGCCCAGAGCUCGCUGAUGGAUCAGAUCAGCUGCGUAGUAAACCGCUUCACCGCCAACAUCACCGAGCUCAACAGCAUGAUGCUCUGCCCCUCUCCCACUCACUCACACACAAACAAGCACACUCCCCCUUCCCCUCAGCCCACCGACCCCUAUCUGUUACCCCGUGAAAUGCACGCGGCCCCGACCCUCACCACCUACGCUGAUGUCCAGCCCCUCCCACCUGUCGAGUCCAGCCUGGGGGGCCGGGGUGGCUGCCUCGCUCACCCUAUGCCUCAUUCACCUUACCCACUACCGCCUCCUCACCCCCAGGCUUCCCCCUCCCUCUCCCCUAUGCGCGGCGGCCUGGUUAGCUGCCUGAGCGGCUCCCCUCUUAGGAGGGCGGAGCUGGAGGAGGAGCUCUUCGCGUUGACUCCUCCUUCGCCGUUCCGUGACUCUCUGGCGUCCAGCAGCAGCAGCUCGCGUGGCUCUGAGGCAGACCUCUGUCUCCCACCAGUCCCCUCCCAUCCUCCCCCCUCUCCCCCUUCGCCCAGAUUUAGCAGACUGACGCUCAGAAACUACAGCCAGAGUUCCUCCUCACUGUGA
This is a messenger RNA of Pleuronectes platessa (European plaice), 3762 nucleotides long. It is a transcript of the gene grm5b, whose product is annotated as glutamate receptor, metabotropic 5b. The transcript is spliced from 18 exons. Gene Ontology annotation, molecular function: adenylate cyclase inhibiting G protein-coupled glutamate receptor activity; G protein-coupled receptor activity involved in regulation of postsynaptic membrane potential. NCBI's taxonomy places the organism in Eukaryota, Metazoa, Chordata, Actinopteri, Pleuronectiformes, Pleuronectidae. The record is from RefSeq and is a predicted model, not a curated record. Bases 1 to 3762 code for a protein of 1253 amino acids. Gene Ontology annotation, biological process: trans-synaptic signaling by endocannabinoid, modulating synaptic transmission; G protein-coupled glutamate receptor signaling pathway; regulation of synaptic transmission, glutamatergic. Gene Ontology annotation, cellular component: postsynaptic density membrane.